AUGUACCCUUACAAAUCAUUAGACUCUGCUACAAAUGAGUUGCGCCUCCUAAGGCUUCUUUCGCUGGCAUCAUCUAACAGAACCGCGGCAUCGGCUGCCUCUGAUGAUACCCAGGACUACCACGACACUGAAAUUGUAUGCGAGCUCUUUCACGCUUUUGCAGAUGAUAAGCCCAAAUAUCACGCAUUGUCUUACACAUGGGGCUCUGCUGAGGGUACGGAACUCAUCUCGCUCGACGGCAUUCAGGUGCCUGUAACGGAAAAUCUUGCGGAUGCGCUCAAAAACAUCCGUGAUGAUCACAACAAUAUAGUUCUCUGGGUAGAUGCUAUAUGUAUUAAUCAACAGGACGAUGCUGAGAAAUCAAAGCAAGUCUCACGCAUGAGAUACAUAUAUGGGAGCUCGUUCAGCACGAUAGUCUUCCUAGGAGCCUCCGACGAUAAGCAUGAUGAAAGUCUCGCAGAAUAUGACCUGAUGAAUAUUUCUUUGUCCGCCAAGGGAAUUCCCGAUUUGAUCGCACGGCUACUGAGGCUGGACUUAAUGAAAGAGGGGCGGUCAGAUGGAGGAGAAGAUGAAAAUGUCUUCAAGAACCUUAAAGAUGCCUCUGCUCAGUUAAUCCAGGAUGCAAUGGUAGACCUACCCAAAACGAUUUCUUUCGUUGAAGCGACUCGUCGACUCCUGGUGGCGCCAUAUUGGCAAAGAAUAUGGGUGUGGCAAGAGUUCGUCGUCUCUCCAGAAGUUGUUCUUUACUACAGUAAACACAGGAUUUCCUACGGCGACUUCUUCAACUCUGUUAUAUAUAAUGUCUUUCUCCUUGGCCAACUUUCUGCGACACUUCACACAUAUCGUCAAGCCACGGACAAAGUCGAUGUUGUACACAAUCAUAGAGACCGCCUCCUCGCAUACCAUCACAUGUUUAACAGUAGGAAUUGCGAAGCGCGUCAUCUUCUAGUCGCCCGACAUUCCUACCAAGCAGGCACAAAAUAUGAACUAAUUUAUUGGUUGUCUGUGACACAAAGCGAUGGUAGAAGCUAUGCCAGCGACGACCGAGAUCUUAUCUUUGCACUACUUGGAAUCGCUUCCGAUAGGGACAGCUUAGAUAUUGUUCCGGAUUACCAUCCUUCAACAACCUGCUCCAGCUUGUAUACUUCUGUGGCGAAGAAGAUAAUUCAAUCCGGAGACGUCGAUUACCUAUCCUUUAAAGAGUCCGCUCGAUAUCGAAUGGUUGAAGACGCGCAAUCAUCCACUUCAGCAUCCAGUCUCACAAACGAUUAUUUUACCCCAAGCUGGGUACCAGAUUGGCGACGAAAUCGACACCCCUGCUGUAAUCGGCCACCCGGGACAACAGAGUUCGAAACCUUCACUGGCCGAUUCACAGAACAUUCCACCACCCCUAACGUUUCUAAUAAAACAGAGCAUUUCAAUUUCCUCAACCUGAAAGGUUACAUAAUCGACCAAAUCGAGCAUGUCGCCCCAUCCGCGUGGCACCCGGGCUCAAAAGUCUAUGGGUCCCAUCCCGAGCUCUCCAGCUACCUCUCCUCCAUCUCCACGCUCUGCCAGCUUUCCAACAUGAAAUUGUACUACAACCACGAGCACGACCCUUAUCCCACGCCGUCAGACCGUCUGACGGCGUACUUUCGCUUGCCGGUGGCAGAUAUGCAAGAUUCGGAAUAUGAGAUCACGCAGUGCGGACUCACACAUGAUUUCGACGGCAUGCGCAUGGAAUAUCAAGAUGUCAUUGGAGAGUUGCAUGGCCAGGGGGCGACGAAAACGAACUACUAUUACGAUAUGCUUGCAGUGCAGGUUGAUCGUAGACCUAUGAUGUUGAGAAAUGGGUUGGUAGGACUGGUGCCUGAGGAUGCAAAGAGAGGGGAUGUGCUUGUCGUUUUUGAGGGUGCUCAGUUUCCAUAUGUGUUGCGCAAGAAGGUUCUGAGAAAUGGCGACCCUAGGCUUGACGAUGUGGAUAAAGAUGAUGAACUUUGGGAAUUGGUUGGGGAUGCAUAUGUACAUGGAGUCAUGUAUGGAGAGUUGUUUGAUGAAGAUGGGGAAACGGAUUUGAUAAGGAGGGAAUUUGUACUUAUCUAA
Messenger RNA from Glarea lozoyensis ATCC 20868, 2082 nucleotides. Its product is annotated as heterokaryon incompatibility protein. The record is from RefSeq and is a predicted model, not a curated record. The coding region runs from base 1 to 2082 and encodes 693 amino acids. NCBI's taxonomy places the organism in Eukaryota, Fungi, Ascomycota, Leotiomycetes, Helotiales, Helotiaceae. The transcript is spliced from 3 exons.